CCCCUACCCCCUACCCCUACCCCCUACUCCUCCCUCCCCUUCAACUAUGUCGUCAUCAUCCGCUGCCGCACCCACCUUUACCUGCAUUGCUUGCCGUGUGGGCUUCACCAGCUCUGCGGCGCAACGUUCGCACUAUCGCACCGAGUGGCACCGAUACAACCUCCAGCGGAAGGCCCUUGCUAUGCCCUGUGUCUCACUUGCUGUCUUUCGUUCUCGUCAAGCCAAUGCUCAAGCUGAGGCUGCUGCUGCUGCUGAACAAGCGGCUUACACUGGUGAGUGUACCAUCUGCAAGAAGAAGUACGCAUCAGAGGCUGCUUAUCAUCAGCACAUCUCCUCCAAGAAGCACAAGGCAAAGGCCGCAGCCGUGGCUGCUCGCGGGGAAAACCCUGGAAAGCUCGACUCGCCGUCCCCGGCGAUGGCGCCUGCUGCUGCCGUUUCGCCAAAGGCAGGGAAGGAUGGCCCCGUGGCCAUGGACACUAGCAACGCCGCCGAUGCUCCCGAUGCUGCUGGCCCAGGGGCGAGUGAGUCCUCCCCCGCGCCGCGCGCGAGGCACUGGCCUGGCGCUCGUCCUGUUGAGGCUAGCGACGAGGAACUCAUUCGUGAGUUUGUGAUCCGGUACGUGGCUUCGUUCUCGUUUGACGCCGAGGACGAGGUCGAGUCGCUGGUCUCCUUUGCCCUCGGCCACGGCGAGAUUCUCGACGACGACGCCUGCCUCUUCUGCGAGCACCUCGAGCCGGACGUCGAGGCACGACUGGAGCAUAUGCGGCUCGAGCACGGGUUCUUUGUGCCGGACGCCGAGUACUGCGUCGACGUCCCAGGUCUGCUCCGCUACCUCGGGCGCAAGAUCUCGCUGCUCUGCCUCUGCCUUCACUGCGACGGCUCGGGCAAGGCGUUCACCUCGGUCCGCGCAGUGCAGGCGCACAUGCGGGCGCGCGUUCACUGCAAGAUGGCGUAUACCGGCGUGGAGACCGAGUAUGAAGAGUACUUUGACUACGCAAAGGCGUACUACGCCCAGCAGCUCGCCCUCCACGGCAUCGACCCCUCGCAGCCGCUCACCGAGGCCCAGCUCGAGCUCCUCGAGUCGCCUGUCGAGCCCGCCCGCUACGACCCGGAGACAAUGGAGCUUGUCCUGCCCAACGGCAAGGCCCUCGGCCACCGUGCCCUCAACCGCUACUACAAGCAGCAGCCCAUCGUCCGCAACAAGUCAGAGUCGCUCAUCGCGUCGCAGCGCGCCGCAGAGCACCGCCUUCUCGGCUGGCACGGCGCCCGCCACGUGGAGAAGGUCGGCAAGUCGGCCGGCACCAUCGCCAACAACUACGCCCGGCUCUCCUUUGACACCAAACAGGGCGAGCGGAACAACAACAAGAAGCACUUCCGCAUGCAGUACUUCUUCUAACAUUAAACCCGCUAGUGUUACUC
Molecule: messenger RNA, 1419 nt
Organism: Thecamonas trahens ATCC 50062
Lineage: Eukaryota; Apusomonadida; Apusomonadidae
Product: zinc finger protein 622
Exons: 1
Biological process (GO): ribosomal large subunit biogenesis
Cellular component (GO): preribosome, large subunit precursor
Molecular function (GO): nucleic acid binding; zinc ion binding
Source: RefSeq, a predicted model, not a curated record